This is a messenger RNA of Colius striatus (speckled mousebird), 3189 nucleotides long. It is a transcript of the gene ASNS, whose product is annotated as asparagine synthetase (glutamine-hydrolyzing). Lineage: Eukaryota; Metazoa; Chordata; Aves; Coliiformes; Coliidae. The record is from RefSeq and is a predicted model, not a curated record. Bases 240 to 1925 code for a protein of 561 amino acids. Gene Ontology annotation, cellular component: cytosol. The transcript has 12 exons. Gene Ontology annotation, molecular function: asparagine synthase (glutamine-hydrolyzing) activity.
CCUGCCGCCGCCCCUUGCCCCCGCUUGCGAGCGAGGGGACAGCGGGCUUACGCUGCACUGCAGCCACUAGAGGAAGGGUUGGCCGUGUGGAGCGGGGCGGGGGCGGUAGCGAGCAUGCGCAGGGGGAACCUUUUCGGGUGCUUGUGUUUGGCUAUUGGAAGAGCGGCGCAGAGCGUGGGACGCUCGGAAGCCGCCCUUGUACCAGGUUCUUCACUUUCGGUUAGAUCAGUGGCCUCACAAUGUGUGGUAUCUGGGCCCUGUUUGGGAGUGAUGAAUGCCUUUCUGUCCAGUGUCUAAGUGCCAUGAAGAUAGCACACAGAGGUCCUGAUGCAUUUCGUUUUGAGAAUGUCAAUGGAUUCACCAACUGCUGUUUUGGUUUCCACCGCCUUGCAGUUGUUGAUCAGUUAUAUGGUAUGCAGCCUAUCCGGGUGAAGAAAUUCCCAUAUCUGUGGCUGUGUUACAAUGGAGAAAUCUACAAUUUCAAGCAAUUGCAGAAGCAGUUUGGAUUUGAAUAUCAAACAUUAGGGGAUGGUGAGGUUAUCCUUCAUCUUUACAAUAGGGGAGGAAUAGAACAAACAGCAUCCAUGCUAGAUGGUGUAUUUGCUUUCAUCCUUCUGGACACUGCAAACAGAAAAGUGUUUCUGGCGAGAGAUACCUAUGGAGUCAGACCACUGUUUAAGGUGCUCACUGAUGAUGGAUUUUUGGGUGUCUGUUCAGAGGCAAAAGGACUUAUCAACUUAAAGCAUUCAACAUCCUUACGUCCUAAAGUGGAGCCAUUUCUCCCGGGUCAUUAUGAAGUGUUGGAUUUAAAGCCCUCAGGCAAAGUUGCAUCAGUGGAAUUGGUAAAAUUUCAUAGCUAUAAAGAUGAACCACUCCAUGCUGCAUGUGAUACAGUGGAAAAUCUGCCCUCAGGCUUUGAUCUUGAAACAGUGAAAAGCAAUAUUCGUAUUUUGUUUGAAAAUGCUGUUAGAAAACGUUUGAUGGCUCACAGAAGGAUUGGUUGUCUUCUGUCAGGAGGCUUAGAUUCCAGCUUGGUUGCAGCUGUUCUUCUAAAACUGAUGAAAGAAAUCAACAUCAGUUAUCCCUUACAAACCUUUGCAAUUGGAAUGGAAAACAGUCCUGACUUACUGGCUGCCAGAAAGGUGGCAGCACAUAUAGGCAGUGAACAUCAUGAAGUAAUAUUUAAUUCUGAAGAGGGAAUUCAGGCAAUAGAGGACGUUAUCUUUGCCUUGGAAACCUAUGAUAUAACAACUAUAAGAGCUUCAAUUGGUAUGUAUCUUGUCUCCAAAUAUAUACGGAAGAAAACAGACAGUGUGGUCAUUUUUUCAGGAGAGGGGUCAGAUGAACUGACACAAGGAUAUAUAUAUUUCCAUAAGGCACCAUCUCCCGAGGAAGCUGCAGAAGAGAGUGAGAGGCUUCUGAAGGAACUCUACCUGUUUGAUGUACUUCGCGCAGACAGAACUACUGCAGCACACGGUCUUGAACUGAGAGUCCCAUUUUUGGAUCAUCGAUUUACUUCUUACUAUUUAUCUCUGCCAGCAGAACUGCGAAUCCCCAAGAAUGGAAUUGAAAAAUACCUUUUAAGACAGUCCUUUGAAGAUUCCAACUUGCUUCCCAAAGAAAUACUCUGGAGACCGAAAGAAGCUUUCAGUGAUGGUAUAGCAUCAGUAAAGAAAUCCUGGUUUUCUAUUCUUCAGGACUAUAUUGAUCAACAGGUUGAUGACCUUUUGCUGGAAAAGGCAGCAGAGAAAUAUCCUUUCAAUCCUCCUAAAACAAAAGAGAGUUAUUACUACCGGCAGAUCUUUGAAAAGCACUACUCGGGGCAGAGCAGCUGGCUGCCUCACUACUGGAUGCCCAGAUGGGUCAAGGCUACUGAUCCUUCUGCUCGCACAUUGAAGCAUUACAAGUCAGCUACCCAAGAAUAGGCUGUUGAAAUAGUGCCCCAAACACAAGUGCUGCAGGCAGUUUGCAUGCACGCUGCUUCAAAAAAAAAAAAGAAAAACGACCCCACCAAAACCCAAACAUAAAAUUAUGCAAACCCAAAGCUUAAAUGGUCUUUAAGAUCAUUUUGAUAAUGCUAUUGGAAAUAAGAGCUUUCUGUGGUUAGUGUUUUAGUAAAAAUUACCCUGGUCUACCAAAACUUUGUAGUUCAUGGAAAAAUAAUUUAUAGACAAGGAACUACCUUGUUUUGCAGCUCUGUUUCUUAUGUGACUUUGACUGUUUUCAUUUGCCGUUCAAUCAUUUCAUAUGUUUUAAUGUGAGCUUUGUUUUGAGGACGUGAAUGAAGUUAAGUGAUGCAAACUGCUGCAGGCCCUCUGAGCAAAGGGGAAUGUGACCCUCACUAUUUAGUGAUUUAUGCUCCUGGCUGUGGGAUUUGGAUACCCUGUCUGUACUAUCCUAUUAAAUGCCAUUCUAAGCAUUCCUGAGAACUUUGGUGAGGUUCUCAAAAGGUAUUUAGAUAUUCAUAGCUAUGCAGAGGUGCUUACUAGAGUUUUAUAAAAGUGAUGGUGCUGGGUGUUACAUGAGUAGAAAUCUUAAGUCGUUACUGUACCAGUUGACUGGUUUGAGUCUUGUAAAUAUACCAACAGUCUGAAGAUACUGUGCCUGCUAUCAAAGGGCAGAACAGAUAAGAGAAGCCAGGAUAUGUCCUUUCUAACUGAAAGGCUUCCAUUUUUUAAUGUGUUUAUUGUUCUUGCAAAUAGAGUGUUAACUAGGUGAUUUGUAUCUGUCUGAUGUAAGAAUUUUUUUCACUUAUUGUGAGAGUUUUUCCAGCUGUAUGAAGAGGCAGAUUAUGUUGCUGCUCAACUGUAUGUGGCUAACUGUGUGAUGAACCAUCCCUGUUAUCCAUAGGUUUUAGUCAGACAACGUGUCACCGAACACAAUGUGAUCAGACACCUUGCAUGGAAAAAUUGGAAAAAAGAUUCUUCAAAAACCACAGAACUUCUAAUACCCAACUGAAAACCACCGUUUUUCACCCAGAACAUCUUUUAAGUGCUUAGGAAUGGGAGCUGUUUUUCUUUUUAAAGAUGUCUUAAACAUAUACAUGUGUGCUGCAGAAUGACUCCAUGAGCAUCAUGCUUUUUAUGAAGACAGAAGUCUAGUUUGUUGUCCCUCCUGACUAGGAAACCAAAGCCAAUUGUUAUUUGAAAGAUAAAAUACAAGCAAUUCUGGUUUUAAAUCUUCAUAAAA